Messenger RNA from Cladocopium goreaui, 829 nucleotides. NCBI's taxonomy places the organism in Eukaryota, Dinophyceae, Suessiales, Symbiodiniaceae. The record is from the annotation of a GenBank genome assembly.
GGGCCCUGAGAAAUCCUACCUGGAGACCAGCGACGAGAGUCUUCGGGAUGAACUGCUUGAAAAACUUGUGGAACAGAAACUGAUGGGACCAACCCGACAGAUUUGUGAGGGCAAUCCAGACAACCUUCCACCGAGAGAAUUGCCACAUGGAAACCUCGCCAAUUUGUACCCACCUUACGCUGACUUGCGUGAUCUGCCACGGAUUUGGAUGCUGGAUGUAUCUUGCCUGGGAGGCUAUGUACGUGACUGGGCCGGCAUGAUGCCGCAUGCAGUGGGACUCAAAAAUGCUUAUCGAGAUCGUGGGAAAAAAGCUGUUGAUGACAAAGUGGUACCCCACUCCUUCACCUUCAUGGCCCGGCAUUCCCUUCCACGCCAUGGUGCCGGUUUGCAGUUGAGCGAACGGGUACCAUUGCGCCUGCAGCAGGAUGACAGGGACAAUGACAUCUUUGCGCUUACCAAGGUGCACAUGAGUGAUACCAACUUAAGCCAGGACCCGCUUAUGGUUCAUCCAGCAUCUUUGACCCAUGAAACCCAGCACUACUGGAACAGGGUGAACUCUACGAGAUUAGUUGCCCGGGCAGUUCUGGAAGAUGAGCGAGCCAAAGAAAUUGAGGAAUUGGCACGAAACAUUGAGAUGGAUUUUCCUUCCCUCCAUCGUUCUGUCGCUUUUUACAGAAAAAUGUUAAAUCCAGAUGGGUUGACCCCAUACCCGGAAAUCAAAUUUCUGAAGUGUCCCAGGGCAAACCAAAGGUGGUGCCAAGUGAAUCUUGGGGAACGCCCUCCCCCUCCAAAGGCCCACCACUUGCAGGUGGUGUUUCGGAGGGGCUAG